Molecule: messenger RNA, 1517 nt
Organism: Rhinichthys klamathensis goyatoka
Lineage: Eukaryota; Metazoa; Chordata; Actinopteri; Cypriniformes; Leuciscidae
Gene: pomca
Product: proopiomelanocortin a
Exons: 3
Coding region: 65-718 (217 amino acids)
Biological process (GO): neuropeptide signaling pathway
Cellular component (GO): extracellular region
Molecular function (GO): neuropeptide hormone activity
Source: RefSeq, a predicted model, not a curated record
ACAGAUCAGAGAAUCUCUGGAGAGAAGAACUUUGGUUCGGCGGACUUCUUUCUGCACAACAGACAUGGUGAGGAUGUUGUGUCCUGCUUGGCUCUUGGCUCUGGCUGUACUGUGUGCGGGCGGCUGUGAAGUUAGAGCUCAGUGUUGGGAAAACACUCGAUGCAGAGACCUCAACACUGAGGAGAGCAUCUUGAAAUGCAUACAGCUAUGCAAGUCUGAUCUGACAGAUGAAACCCCCGUCUACCCCGGAGAAAGCCAUUUGCAGCCUCCCGAGCUGGAGCAAAACGAGGUCCUCGCAGCGCUGUCCCCAGUUGCCCUCGCACCUGAGCAAAUGGACCCAGAGUCCAGCCCUCGGCACGAGCACAAGCGCUCUUACUCCAUGGAGCAUUUCCGCUGGGGGAAGCCUGUGGGUCGCAAGCGCCGGCCCAUCAAGGUGUACACGAAUGGCGUGGAGGAGGAAUCCGCUGAGACUCUCCCGGCUGAGAUGAGGCGCGAGCUGGCAACCAACGAGGUCGACUAUCCACAGGAGGAGAACGCUUUAAAUCAGCAGGAGAAAAAGGACGGCUCCUACAAAAUGAGCCAUUUCCGCUGGAGCGGCCCGCCUGCUAGCAAACGCUACGGAGGCUUCAUGAAGUCCUGGGACGAGCGCAGUCAGAAACCCCUUCUCACACUCUUCAAAAACGUCAUAAACAAAGAGCACCAGAGGAAGGACCAGUGAGGGGAUUUUAAUGGGACGGGUGGAGAGGAGUUAAUGAGAGGGUCUUAUCAUGCAUAGUCAAACAAAAGAGGGUGGGUGAUGUUACCAAUAGCACUUAAUUCUUGAUGCUUUAGAGUUUAUUCACAUUGUAUUCAACAAUAAAUCCUGAAUUCUGUACAUAGAAAUGCUGUGGUGAUUAAAUACUGGUUAAGAAGCUAAAGGAACAGCAAUUUUAGAUUAUUUAUUGAAAUGUAAUAUACUGUAAAUUUUGAAAAUGUGCCAUAAAAUGAUUGUUUCAAGCAGAAAAGAACAACAUGGUUCAUUUCUGAGAAACAAACACACACCAAAAUCAUUCAGCAGUAUGUGCAGUUGCCAAUAAAGCUAUAAACACAGGUCAGACUUUGAAUUCAUAAAAUUAGUCUUUAAUUGAUAUUCUUAUUCACACCACAUAUGUACAUCACUUAAUGAUUUCAUGUAGGCAAACAUUCACAGAACACAGUUCUGAAGUCAUAUCGGUUUGCAGUGAUAGUAUCUAAACACAGGUUGACUAAUUACGAUCUACAGUGUUGUAAUGAUCUCACCGAUUAAAAAUGUAAAUGAAAAAAAAAGGUAAAAGCACAGACAAAACACCCAGUGCAUGCAGCAGCUGACAAGUAAAGACUUAACUUUGAUAGUUGAUUUCAUACAUGCAAAAUCACCUCACAUGUAAGCAGUCUAGAACAUUCCAUCAGUUGAACAUCAUAGCCAUAUUGACAGAAGAUAAAACCCACUAGUUGUUUUUGUGCUGGUAAAUAAAUUCAAGGCAUUACCAAAAAUAUAA